AUGACUACCAUGGAUCUCCGUGUUGGCAACAAGUACCGUAUUGGCCGAAAGAUCGGAAGCGGCAGUUUCGGUGAUAUCUACCUUGGAACCAACAUCAUUUCUGGCGAGGAAAUUGCCAUCAAGCUAGAGUCUGUCAAGGCCAAGCACCCCCAACUCGAAUAUGAAGCCCGUGUCUACAAGUCUCUUGCCGGUGGUGUUGGCAUCCCCUUCGUCCGUUGGUUCGGAACCGAGUGUGACUACAAUGCCAUGGUUAUCGAUCUCCUCGGACCCAGCUUAGAGGACUUGUUCAACUUCUGCAACCGCAAGUUCUCUUUGAAGACUGUUCUCUUGCUCGCCGACCAGCUUAUCUCUCGUAUCGAAUACAUCCACGCAAAGUCGUUCAUCCACCGUGAUAUCAAGCCAGACAACUUCCUCAUGGGCAUCGGAAAGCGUGGCAACCAGGUCAACGUUAUCGAUUUCGGUCUUGCCAAGAAAUACCGUGACCCAAAGACUCACUUCCACAUCCCAUACCGUGAGAACAAGAACUUGACUGGUACUGCCCGUUAUGCCAGUAUCAACACUCAUCUGGGUGUAGAGCAAUCCCGCCGUGAUGACAUGGAAUCCCUUGGAUACGUCAUGCUCUACUUCUGCCGUGGAUCUUUGCCCUGGCAGGGACUCAAGGCUGCUACCAAGAAGCAGAAAUACGACCGUAUCAUGGAGAAGAAGAUGACCACCCCCACUGAGGUCCUCUGCCGUGGAUUCCCCAACGAAUUUGCUGUUUACCUGAACUACACCCGUUCGCUCCGCUUCGACGACAAGCCUGACUACUCCUACCUCCGCAAGAUCUUCCGUGAUCUCUUUGUCCGCGAGUCCUUCCAGUACGACUACGUCUUCGACUGGACUGUCUACAAGUACCAGAAGAACGCCCAGGCUAUUGCUCAGGCCACUGGCAAUGCUGGCAACGCCCAGGACGAGGAUGAACGCCCACGCCGCCUUGCAAACGUUGGAGUCACUCCUGGCAACCCAGCCGUUCAGACCAAGCCCACGGCCAUGGCACCUCGCCGCAAAGUGAUGGAACGCGGAGCUUUCGACACCCCAGACACGAAUCGUGCAAUUGGCGGAAGCGAUAGGAUGUGA
Molecule: messenger RNA, 1116 nt
Organism: Arthroderma uncinatum
Lineage: Eukaryota; Fungi; Ascomycota; Eurotiomycetes; Onygenales; Arthrodermataceae
Product: CK1/CK1/CK1-D protein kinase
Exons: 3
Coding region: 1-1116 (371 amino acids)
Biological process (GO): endocytosis; signal transduction; peptidyl-serine phosphorylation
Cellular component (GO): nucleus; cytoplasm
Molecular function (GO): ATP binding; protein serine/threonine kinase activity
Source: RefSeq, a predicted model, not a curated record